Molecule: messenger RNA, 1912 nt
Organism: Dioscorea cayenensis subsp. rotundata (Guinea yam)
Lineage: Eukaryota; Viridiplantae; Streptophyta; Magnoliopsida; Dioscoreales; Dioscoreaceae
Product: multiple inositol polyphosphate phosphatase 1
Molecular function (GO): acid phosphatase activity; inositol phosphate phosphatase activity
Source: RefSeq, a predicted model, not a curated record
UUUGCCAACAAAGCGAAAAUUCGGCAAAGCUUUGAAUCAAGGCUUCACGAAACCUCUCUCUCUCUCUCUCUCUCUCUCUCUCUCUCUCUCAUGGCGAUCUGGUACCCUAACGGGCUUCUACUCACCAUCCUCGUGUCUUUCCUCCUCCGUGUGGCCUCUAACGAUGAAGGCUUCGACGUUCGUCAGCACCUAUCCACCGCCACAAGCUAUGGUGCGGCAAAGAGUGUGAAUUUGGGUGUUCAUGGAUCAGCUGGGAUCCCUAAUGGAUGCAGUGCUAUCCAUUUAAAUCUCGUGGCAAGGCAUGGAACACGCUCUCCCACCAAAAAGCGCAUCAAAGAAUUGGAUCAGCUGGCUGUUCGUUUGGAUGAUCUUCUGAGAGAAGCAAAACUGGAAGCAGACAAGGGAAAGUUAUCAUUGCAGAAAAUUCCUGCCUGGUUAUCAGGAUGGCAAUCCCCAUGGAAGGGAAGGAAGAAAGGUGGGGAACUUGUAAUUAAAGGCGAGGAGGAAUUGCAUGACAUCGGAAUAAGAACAAGGGAAAUGUUUCCAGAAUUGUUUUCUGAUGAAUAUCACCCUGACAUAUACCCAAUAAGGGCAACCCAGGUUCCUCGGGCAUCUGCCAGUGCUGUUGCCUUUGGCAUCGCUCUAUUUUCUGGGAAAGGGAGCCUUGGACCUGGGAUGCAUCGUGCUUUUUCUGUGAUUAGUGAAAGCCGUGCAAGUGAUAUUUGGCUCCGAUUCCAUGAUACUUGUGAAACGUACAAGGAGUUCAGAAAAAGUCAGGAGCCUGCUGUUGAGAAGCUUAAGGAACCAAUUUUAGAUGAAAUUGCUGUUGCAUUGGUCAAACGGUUUCAGUUGAACUUUACAAGGCAGGAUAUUGCUACACUCUGGUUCCUCUGCAAACAGGAAGCAUCUCUGUUGGACAUUAUUGAUCAAGCUUGUGGCCUCUUCACCGCCUCGGAGGUUUCUUUACUUGAGUGGACUGAUGACUUGGAAGUAUUUCUAUUGAAAGGGUAUGGUAAAUCAAUAAAUUAUCACAUGGGAGUACCAUUACUCGAUGAUGUUACUCAGUCAAUGGAACAGGCAAUUUUGGCCAAGGAAGAAAAGCAUAAGCCUGGAACAUAUGAGAAGGCAAGGCUCCGCUUUGCUCAUGCUGAGACAGUUAUACCAUUUACGUGUCUUCUUGGCCUUUUCCUUGAAGGAUCUGAGUUUGAGAAAAUGCAAAGGGAUGAACCACUUCCACUUCCUCCAAAACCUCCUCAGGAUAGAAAUUGGAAAGGAAGCAUCAUAGCACCUUUUUCUGGAAAUAAUAUGUUGGUUCUCUACCAUUGUCCCAGCAAUGAUUCUUCAGUAACUGUUUCAUCUGGAGGUUACAAAAGCAAGUACUUUGUCCGAGUUCUGCACAAUGAAAGUCCUGUUACUAUGUCGGGCUGCGGCAACACUGAUUUCUGCCCGUUCGAGUUGUUCAAGGAAAAAAUUGUGAAUCCUCAUCUGAAGCAUGACUUCAGCUCAAUCUGCAGCGCGAAGUUGGAAUCACCAAAGCCUCAAUCCUUCGUACGCAAGUUAUUGAAUUUCUUCGGCAAUCCAUUCUCCUUACAAUCAGAAUCUAAUCCAUCAACAUUAACAGACAAGUGAGCAAGGAUACUCCAUCUAUCUUGCAAUUCUUCAGCUCUGAUUGACAUGCCCCUGGGCAUUCAAGAAUCACAUUUUUGUUUAUGUUUUUUUCCCCCACAUGACACAUGAAAGCUCUUUUUUAUUUUAUUUUUGGUUGUGUAACAACAUGUGUUUCUUAGAUUAAUGAGGGGCUUUUCUAAGGUAGCCUUUCAAUUUGUUGUAUGUUGCUAAGCAAGCAACUGUUCUGAUGAAUGUUUGUCACUUGGUUGUGAAUCUUUGAUCAAUGCCUUGACUUCUUGAAUCA